AUGUUCAAGACUACACGAUCUGCGGGGGCAAUGGUAUUGAGAGCCAAGCCCGCCUCAUCCCUCCUCCCUUAUCGAUCCCUAGCAGCAAUCUCCAACAGCGCAACUAAACCAGCCCAAGCACAAGUUCAGGCAAUGGAAACUAGACAUCCAGCGGAUAGAGGAAAUCUCAAACUGAGUGUUACAGGAAAGGAGAGAAGAGAAGUGCUUCUUCCUAGUCAAGAGGGCAAGAAGGGUGUUAUGCAAUAUGCUUUAACCACACUUGAUCAAAUUGCCAAUUGGGCACGACAAGGAUCUCUCUGGCCCAUGACCUUCGGACUCGCCUGCUGCGCCGUCGAAAUGAUGCAUCUCUCAACCCCACGUUACGAUCAAGAUCGUCUUGGUAUCAUUUUCCGUGCUUCUCCUCGUCAAUCCGAUGUUAUGAUUGUGGCUGGUACUUUGACCAAUAAGAUGGCUCCUGCUCUUCGUCAAGUGUAUGAUCAAAUGCCAGAUCCAAGAUGGGUGAUUAGUAUGGGAAGUUGUGCGAAUGGUGGAGGGUAUUAUCAUUACAGUUAUAGUGUUACAAGAGGUUGUGAUCGUAUUGUUCCGGUCGAUAUUUAUGUGCCAGGUUGUCCGCCAACUAGUGAGGCACUUAUGUAUGGAAUCUUCCAAUUGCAGAAGAAGAUGAGACAUACGAAGAUUACGAGGAUGUGGUACAGAAAGUAGAUGGUUGAGAUGGUGUGGUUGGAGAGGUGGAGAGGUUGGAGAAUUUCAUGACUGCUUGAUUUAGAUUGCAGAUGGAUGGAUAGACGGAUUGAUGGAUGAAUAUGCGGAUGACAAUGGGGUGGGGUGGGUUCAAGAGUCU
This is a messenger RNA of Botrytis fragariae, 841 nucleotides long. Its product is annotated as putative nadh-ubiquinone oxidoreductase protein. The coding region runs from base 1 to 702 and encodes 233 amino acids. Gene Ontology annotation, molecular function: quinone binding; NADH dehydrogenase (ubiquinone) activity; 4 iron, 4 sulfur cluster binding. Gene Ontology annotation, biological process: mitochondrial respiratory chain complex I assembly; electron transport coupled proton transport; aerobic respiration. The record is from RefSeq and is a predicted model, not a curated record. Lineage: Eukaryota; Fungi; Ascomycota; Leotiomycetes; Helotiales; Sclerotiniaceae. The transcript has 3 exons.